AUGUCCCCCGUCACACCGGGGGAUAUGCUACAAUCAGUCCUAUCAAGUGUACCAGUGACUUCGACUGUCACUGCACCCAAGCAAACAGACCCACCAACCGCCGCCCUUCCUUCUCCCGUCCCAAGUGCAGAUUCUCAUUUAAGUCCAGUUAUUAGCAAUCUGUCAGCCGUUGCUAGUCCCGCCAUUACCAGUCCCGCCAUUCCUGCCAUUCCUCAACUCCAUACGCAAAUCCCCACCCCGACUUCCGUAACAAAUGAAACUGCUUCUCCCCUGCCAUCUGGGAUGAGCAGAGUCCCACAAGACUCUGCAGGGACCACGAGCGCAUGUUCAACCACGCCGGGAAGGACAGAAGUGCCGCCCCGGCCCAUGCAAGGAGCCAAUGGGACCCAGUUGGCUGCUUCGGACGAUCUCGUGCCAGAUAGAUACAUGUGGAAGAAAUGGAUGGCAUGGGUAGAUCAAGUGAAAACCCAUGCGGCUGCUGCGCCCUCAAUUAUCGCCAUCCCUCGAGUACAACUACUCUAUGACGCCUGCGUGUCUCAAGACCUUUUUUAUCUGGCCCUACACCAGGUGUUCUGCCGGAUAUCUGUAGGAGGCAAAGUAUUCUUGGAUCUGCCCGAACUAAACUCGGAAGGAUGUCGCCGGGGACUGAAUCGCGUCGCUGAACUGUUACAAAGCAAUGCAAAUCUCCCAAAGGAGAUGGUUGUCGCCUUUGCUCAGUUCCCGGUCAUGCCGGAUGAUGUGAAGGAACAUGGCUGGUAUCAACUCGUGCUCCUCCAAGUCGUCGCUUUCCUCCCACUUCUGGCAACCCGCUUCCCGAGCCAAAAUUGCCCGUUUUACUCUACAGUGUCUUCUCGACGCUUCAUGCCGCUGGUGCACGAGAUGAAGACGGAAUUUGAACUCAACUCCCCGGUUUUCAUGAGUGUGAUUUAUGCCUCCAUGGCUCGCCAACUAUAUGAUACGUGGAAUCUUGAGGCGUUGAAUACCUUAUUCCGGAGGAACCUGAUGAUUUCGGACAAGGAAUCUCUUCAUAAGUUAAUUGAUGAAUACCGAAGUAUCCCUAUGAAAGCACCGAACUCGCAGCAAACGCCAUUGCCCAGUCCCCACGCUCUGGCCCUCUCUCAGGUCCAAUCUCGACCGAAAGUCACUCGGGCCAACACCCAACCCUCUGAGAGCCCGAUGAUAGCUCGUGUAGUCAAUCAAGAUGGUACAGUGGCAUCUAAUGGAUUGCAAUCAUCAAACGGUCCAGCCAGGCAAUCCUCUGUUAGCCAACCUCCCGCUCAGCAGCUCGCCCAAGAUCUCGCCAGGCAGCCUCCGCCGAUGAUAACCGCCCCAACUUAUCAAAUUCCCUAUAUUUAUCCCUCGGAGAUGCUGCAGAGGCAGCAGAUGCCACAGAUGCAGAGGCAGCAACCGCAGCAUCCGCAGCCACCACAGCCACCACAGCAACCACAGAAACCUCCGCAUCCGCAGCAAUCACAGCAUAGUCAUAUGAUGGCCCACCAGGGGAUGGCAAUGGCACCACAGCAAAUGCAAGCCUGGCCAAUAAGCAAUCACGCACAAAUGUCACCGAUGCCUGGUCAUGUUCCUGGGAACCCUUGGAACCCUCCCAACUUUCAGGAAUUUUCUGGAUCCUGCGUACCUCCAUCGGCGUACUCAGUCUCCACCCCGCUCAAUUCGGCUCAGAAUGGUGCUCGACCAGUCGUGUCAUCUCCAUCAACGUACACAUAUCCAUCGGCGUACACAUCUCCCUCCCCGCUCAACCCGACUCGGCAAAAUGGUAUCCAAUCAGUCGCUUCUGGUGAUCAACGCCGAGGGAUCCAAGGGCCAUCGCAAAAUUGUAACCAAGGGACAAUACAAACCUAUCAGACUUAUUUGAGAAACCAACCGAUUGGUUCCCCGCGCCAAGCUCCCGCGCCAAGUCAAUCCAAUGUUCCUCUUGUCUCGUCUGCCAGCGCUCUGUUGCCAGACCAUGGUUAUCGAAUUCCACAAACCUCUCAUCCAAAUCCUAUGCGCACAGGGCUACACCAGGCCGAUCUGCGUGACCCGGUCAAAAAAUGUGUCAAGAAAGGGCCAGGGGGCGAAAUGCGCGAGGCCGAACUGUAUCACUAUGUUAGCGAUUUCGCGCUGGAGCCUACUCUUACCGACCCCAACGGUUACAAUUAUGUUUGGGUUUUCCCUAUGUCUGCCGAAGACAUAACCAGGCGUCCUCGGUUAGAAUCGCCUAUCCAGGAGGGACAUCGUCCCAUUAUAACAUAUCAAUCCGGCUGCCGCACCCUGCGCUUGCGGUGUGUCGCACUUCCAGCUUCGGCAGCUGAAAACGCAAAGACCCUGUGGCACACUGCGCCAACAAGCUGGCCCAGCGUGUUUUAUAUCCAUCUCAACGGAAGGGAGCUGACUCCGCGCCGCAAGGCUCACAAUGGGAAGGAUCUGCCGUUAGACAUUACUUCGGAUGUUCACCAGGGCGAUAAUAAGCUACAGAUUGACUUGCUUCUGGGGCCAGACGAAUGCAAAGAUAUACGGUAUUACUUCGGGGUUGAAGCAAUGGAUGUCUCUCGAUUUGACUUGGUACGCAGCCUCGUAAAGGCCAUCCCUGCGGAGCUUGUGCGUCAAAAAAUCAGCAAGCGUCUGAGCCCGUCCGCUGAAGAUGACGAUGUAGCUGUCGUUUCCAAUAACCUGACUGUCAGUCUGAUCGAUCCUUUUACUGCACAAGUCUUCCGCACGCCCGCCCGCUCCAGUCUCUGUGAACACCAAGAGUGUUUUGAUCUUGAAACUUUCAUCAAGACACGAAAGUCUGUCAGCGGUCUGACCGCGAUGAACGAUAACUGGAGAUGUCCUAUCUGUAAUUCUGAUGCUCGUCCACAGCUCCUGGUACUAGAUCGAUUCCUCGAGGACGUUCGCGCCCAGCUUAUUCAAACGAACAAACUGGAAGGUGCCCAGGCCAUCACAAUCCAGUCUGAUGGCUCAUGGACUGUGAAAGCCACUGGAGAUGAAGCUACCCCUUCUCCACAGAAAACGAAGCGUUCUGUCCUCGCUAAGCGCAAAGCAGAGGAUCCGGCACUGUCAGGGAAUGUGACUUCACGCCUAAAAUAUGAAAAUCCCUCUUCCCCUGAAAUUCCCAAAAACCAGGAGCGGGUCGUCAUCGAAAUUGAUUAA
This is a messenger RNA of Penicillium odoratum, 3150 nucleotides long. RefSeq names its product MIZ zinc finger domain protein. Gene Ontology annotation, molecular function: zinc ion binding; SUMO ligase activity. The record is from RefSeq and is a predicted model, not a curated record. Lineage: Eukaryota; Fungi; Ascomycota; Eurotiomycetes; Eurotiales; Aspergillaceae. The transcript has a single exon. Bases 1 to 3150 code for a protein of 1049 amino acids. Gene Ontology annotation, biological process: protein sumoylation.